GAUCUAUUGUAUUGAUGGAAGACGAUAUAUUUUAUUCCCAUUUUCGGAUGCGAAGAAGCACGUUCAAGAGGCUGAUGACUAUGCUACAACCAAUGUGGACCGAAUCAUCAACAGAUCGUACUGCAGUUUCCAUGGAAAAGGCAUUGUAUUUGACAAUUUGGAAGCUUUCCAAUAAUACAUCAUUUCGACAAAUUAGUGACAGAUUUGAUGUAGGAAUGGGCGCCACUUAUAGAGCAUUUAUUAAAAUCCUCAAACUUAUAUGUCGUCUAAAAUCGACAAUAAUAAAAUUUCCAACUACUACUGCAGCUCAAAAAAAGAUCGCUGAUGGGUUUUCUCAACGUCGCCACAAUAUAUUUCCUUUUGUAUUAGGAUGCAUUGAUGGAACGCAAAUUCCCAUAUCACAACCAAAAAAUGAUGCAAUAAGUUUCUAUAACAGAAAAGGGACGUUUUCCAUCAUUGCAUAG
Molecule: messenger RNA, 464 nt
Organism: Bactrocera tryoni
Lineage: Eukaryota; Metazoa; Arthropoda; Insecta; Diptera; Tephritidae
Exons: 2
Coding region: 15-464 (149 amino acids)
Source: RefSeq, a predicted model, not a curated record